AUGAAGCGACGACGGGAGUUCAUGAAGAAAAAGUUCGAGCUGAUGGAGGAAAUUGCUGAGGUACAAAGCUGUCCAGUGCCAGGGGCCCGAACAACAGAUCCUUUAACGAAGAUGAAAGGUUGGCUCCAGAAGCAGCGUCAAGCCGAAAAUGAAUCAGUAGCGGCGGAUGACGAUGAGCACGAUAGCGACGAUGACACGGAGGACAACAUGGACGACGACGAGGAUGAUGACGCCGGAGAUACCGAAUCAAGCUCGGAGUAUGCGGCCGACGAAGAAGGUGACAACUCGUCGGGCGAAACGGAACCGGAAAGCGACGAUAGCGAAGACGAUUCUAGCUCAGCAGACGAAUCAUACCACGAGCGAGGUGAUGAACACCAUGAGGAAAGAUUUUCUCCUAGGGAACGUUCAACUCCGGUACAUGUGAGGGCUUCUAGAACGUCAAAUCGGGAGAAGCAUUCCCGAGCUAGUGCCACGCUUUCCCGCGACCAGAUUGCCGCACGUCAGGUUGUGUCAUGUGAUCUCCCGAAGUUUGGCGGCAGCCCAGAAGAAUGGCCGAUGUUCAUAUCGACAUUCGAAAGUACGACAAGGAUGUGUGGCUACAGGGACGAGGAGAAUAUGAUCCGUCUUCGAAACUGUUUAAAAGACGAAGCGUUUGCCUCUGUGCGGAGCUUUCUGAUGCAUCCGUCGAUGGUUUCGAAAGCGAUUAGCGUCCUGAAACUUAGGUUCGGUCAACCGCACAUGAUCAUCAGCACGUUGCGCGAGAAGGUGCUAGCUACGCCACCGAUAAGAACUGAUUCGAUCAAAAAGCUAGUAGACUAUGCACUUGCCGUACAGAACUUGUGUUCGACUAUCGAUGCGUGUGGGCGGAAGGAGUAUAUGCGUGAUGCGACUCUGAUGCAAGAACUCGUUUGUAAGCUCCCCUCCGCUAUUAAACUGGAUUGGGCGAGGCACAGCAAAACACUAGCGAAGGUGACCCUAUCAACCUUCUCCGAUUGGAUUUUCACGAUUGCGGAAGAUGCAAGCAUCGUAGCAAACCCUCGAAAGUCCCACAGCUACGAGCAGGAGCCACGCAAUAAGCGACAAGGAAAGGUUUUCGUCAACACUCACGUUGAAUCUUCUCCAUCGGUAGCGGGUGGCCAGAAGGUUACUGGCAAUCGGCCGAACGUCGUUUCUAGCGGCAAAACCUCGAUGGAAGGACCGACCAUAUGCCCUACUUGCAAGGGCAGCUGUCGAACUGCAGCGAAGUGUAAGCGUUUCCUCGAUCUCUCCUAUGAAGCAAAAUGGGCAGCCGUUCGCGAGCUCAGAAUAUGCCGUCGUUGCCUACGACAGCAUGGAGGUAACUGCAACAGCAAGCCGUGUGGAGUCAACGGGUGUACAUUCAAGCAUAAUUCGCUUUUGCACAAGAGCCUCGUUGCACCAGGUGAAGUCACAGGCAGCCCGGGUAGCCCUAACCCGGCCAAGGCGAAUGAAGAACGCAGUAUCAACACACACCGCGUCGAAACUGGCCUAGAACUGUUCCGGUACAUCCCUGUAACGUUGUUUGGGCCGACGAAGCAAGUGGAGUGCUACGCUUUUCUUGAUGAUGGAUCCGAGCUGACGUUGUUGGAUGAGCAGAUCGCCAAGGAUUUGGAUUUGAUCGGUGGUGCGAAGCCGUUGUGUUUGAAGUGGACUGGAGGAACUCACCGCUUCGAGGAGAAGUCAAGAUGUGUGGACAUAAGAACUUCCAUAUCGGCGGGAAGAAGGUUUGAACUAAGCGGAGUGCGGACGGUUGAAGCGCUUGAGCUACCAUAUCAAAGCUUGAACGUCGAGGUACUUCAGGAGAAGUAUAAGCAUCUGCGCAGUAUCCCAGUGGAGUCGUAUAAUCGUGUCCAACCAAGGAUCCUAAUAGGAGUCAAGCAUGCCAAUGUUUCGUUGGUAAGACGGUGCCGAGAGGGAAAGGAAGGCGAGCCCAUCGCCGUGAAGACCCAUCUGGGGUGGACGAUCUUCGGAGCUUGUUCGAAGCAAGAAUCGAGCAACGGCGGGAGCCACAUCUAUCACAUUUGUGCGUGCAAGCUACAGAACGGUGAACAACUGCACCUGGCAGUGAAGCAGUACUUCAGUCUGGAUAGCCUGGGAAUCAUGAUGCCAGUUGCGGCCUCAGUAUCUAAAGACGACGAGAGGGCCUUGAUGUUGCUCAGCUCGCUCACGCAGGUCACCGGCAAUAGAUACCAAACCGGACUGCUCUGGCGUUCCGAUAAUAUUCGCCUUCCGGACAGCCGGCCAAUGGCCUUACAGCGGCUCAAGUGUCUAGAAAGGCGUCUAGCCAAAAAUGCCGAUCUGAAGCUUGCCUACGAUGGGAAACUAGCAGAAUACGAAACGAAAGGGUACAUUAGAAAGGUAACCCAGAAGGAGAUAGAGCAAAACAAAGGUCACUCUUGGUACCUUCCCACGUUUCCGGUUAUAAAUCCCAACAAGCCAGGAAAGAUCCGUAUUGUAUGGGAUGCAGCAGCAACCGCACAUGGAGUAAGUCUCAACUCUAUGCUGCUUACUGGUCCAGACUUGUUAAGCUCGUUGGUGGCUGUCCUGAACCAAUUUCGGGAAAACCGCAUAGGCAUUUGUGGAGACAUUCGCGAAAUGUUUCUCCAGAUCGGAAUACGUCGAAAGGACCAGUUCUACCAGCUGUUUCUAUGGAACGACAACGUGAAUCAGGAAGAACCCAGCACGUACGUUGUCCCCAAUGCUCAGAGGUUCCGUGCCGAGUUCCCCGUGGCAGUUGAAGUCAUUGAAAAAAAGCACUAUGUGGACGACAUGCUUGCCAGCACCGAAACGGAAGAUGAAGCCAUCGACCUGGCAAAGUCGGUGAAACACGUUCAUGCUCAAGGCGGCUUUGAUAUAAGGAACUGGGUUUCUAAUUCCGCCAAAGUUUUGAAUGCGCUGAACGAAAGCCCGACGAGUGAGAAGUCCCUAAACCUUGCAGCCGACAUUGCGACGGAGAAAGUCUUGGGGAUGUGGUGGAACACCUCAACCGACUGCUUCACCUUUAAGAUCUGCUGGACCAGGUUUGACGCAGUAUUGUUUGACGGAAGCAGAGCGCCUACCAAACGUGAACUUCUUCGGAUCCUGAUGAGUAUCUUUGAUCCGUUGGGACUCAUUUCGCAAUUCCUAAUGAUCCUCAAGGUUACACUCCAAGAAGUAUGGCGUAAGGGACUGAAAUGGGACGACCAGAUAGAAGGCAAGCAGCUCGACGAUUGGCAGACGUGGACAAAAUUGCUACCGAAGCUGGAGGAACUCCAAAUACCUCGAUGUUACCGCCAGAUGACAACAACUGGAGCCCAGAUUCAAAUGCACACAUUCGUGGACGCUGGAGAUAAAGGGAUGGCUGCAGUCGUGUAUCUACGGUUCGAAGAAAAUGGAAUCAUCGAAUGUGCUUUAGUCGGGGCGAAAACACGGGUUGCACCAUUGAAGUACCUGUCAACGCCGCGUUUGGAACUCCAGGCUGCUGUCAUCAGAGCGAGAUUAUCCAACAGCACUAUGAAGUCAUUGUCUCUUUCAGUGUCGCAGCGCUUCUUCUGGUGCGACUCACGUAACGUACUGUGCUGGUUACGUUCCGAUCACCGUCGUUACAGCCAGUAUGUUGCGGCGAGAACGAGUGAAAUUCUAGACACUACGGAAGUUAACGAAUGGAACUGGAUCAAAUCGGAGUGGAACGUAGCAGAUGAUGGCACCAAAUGGACCGGGCAGGUGCAGAUGAAGUCCGACGAUCGCUGGUUUCUAGGGCCGGCAUUUUUGCAGAAAGCGGAGCGAGAUUGGCCAGUUAUCCCGUACAACCAAGAAACUACGACCGAAGAGCUUCGUACCAGUGUUCUGGUGCACAGGAAAAUUCGGGAUCCAGUGGUUGUGGCUAGUGACUACUCUAGCUGGAAUCGUCUGCUAAAAGUUACGGCAUAUGUACAGCGAUUCGUGUACAAUCUACAAGCGAAACGACAGGGAUUAGUUUCACAUCAAGGACCAUUGUCUAGUGAAGAAUUGCGACAGGCUCAGCUGUACCAUUUUCGGCAGGCGCAACAAGAGGUGUAUCACGAAGAGAUGUUGGUGCUGAAGGAGGGGUCGAAAAAUGGAGAGAACGUGCGGAAGCAAUUGCAACAAUACAGUCGCAGCCAGAUCUACAAGAUGAGCCCAUGCGUGGACGAAGACGGAGUUUUGCGAAUGAACAGCCGAGCUGCGAAGUGCCCUUUCCUGUUUCCGGACGAAAAAUUCCCGAUAAUACUUCCGGACAACCAUCCGGUCACCAAAAUUCUCCUAGUGGAUUUCCAUGAGAGCACCAGCUUAUGCAUGAUGGCGUUGAACAAUUUCAUCGCUCGUCGAGGCACACCAGUGUGCUUUUACUCCGAUAGAGGGACGAAUUUCGUCGGCGCGUCCAAAGAGCUACGCGACGCUCUGAAGGCGAUUGAUAAGCACGAAAGGGCGAAGGAGUGCACAACACCAGCUACAUCUUGGCAGUUUAACCCACCGUCCAGCCCCCACAUGGGCGGUAGCUGGGAGAGGUUGAUCCAAUCGGUGAAGCGGAAUUUGACGGAAGUGCUAAAGUGUAGGCGACCAACGGACGAGGAACUACGCAGUGCGUUGACACAGAUCGAAUCUGUUCUCAACAGUCGCCCACUUACUGAUGUUCCCGUGGACAAUGAUCAUAGGAUUAAGGUCAAGAAGCACAUCCCACCCAGCGUCACCAGGAAGGCCGAAGCAGAGUACAUCGCAGACACCAUCAAACGCCACUACGCCAAGUUGGACAAACUGACACUUAAGUGCUAUUCCCUGCAUUUAAAGUUGGCCAACGAAUAUCCGGAAGGUUUCCCAUUGUUCCUCAUCAAGGUAAAGCGAGCAGAGGAAUGGUGA
Messenger RNA from Aedes albopictus (Asian tiger mosquito), 4872 nucleotides. RefSeq lists its product as uncharacterized. Gene Ontology annotation, biological process: DNA integration. NCBI's taxonomy places the organism in Eukaryota, Metazoa, Arthropoda, Insecta, Diptera, Culicidae. The record is from RefSeq and is a predicted model, not a curated record. The coding region runs from base 1 to 4872 and encodes 1623 amino acids. Gene Ontology annotation, molecular function: nucleic acid binding. The transcript has 4 exons.